CGAAAUAAAUAUUUUGGUCAUUAUCAAUUAAACAUUGUAGAUAAAUCGCGCGUGGUAAUAAAAUUUUCGUGGUCAUACAAUACAUGCAUACGUAUAUAUUAUUAUUAUUAUUAUCAUCAAAAUUAUUAUUCCAUUAGUAUUUGUAAAUGUAAAAAAAUUAGUGUAUGAAAAUUGAUGAAGCAUAAGCACAUCUUAAAAAGGAAUAAUCGGAGAACAUUCAAGAAACGUUACCAAGGACAUCAAUCGUGACAUAGAAAACUAUCGCACGUAUUAGAUUUCAUUUACAGAUAUUUUUCAAAAAUAUGGCCUCAAGAUCUAAUCAAGGAAUCCAAAGGGUUUUAGGAAAAUUAGAGGCUUCUGUUAACUCUGGUAAUUAUUAUGAAGCCCAUCAAAUGUACAGAACACUUUAUUUUAGGUAUCUUGCUAAAAAAAAGUACACAGAUCUAUUGGAAUUACUUUACAAUGGUGCCAUUCUUUUACUCCAACGUGAUCAGCAUGCAAGUGGUGCUGAUUUGGGAAUAUUAUUUGUUGACGUAUUAAAUAGAUCAGAAACACCAGAGCCAGGAAUAUAUUUUGAAAAAAUAACAAAUUUAUUCAGUAUUAUGAAACCAGGUACACCUGAAAGAGAAUCAUUUCUUCAUAAUGCACUUAGAUGGAGUUUAAAACACACUAAUUGUAAGUGGGGACACCCUGACUUACAUAAAAUGAUAGCUCAAGUUUUUUGGCAAGAAAAAAAUUAUACAAUGGCGAGACAGCACUUUGUAUACAGUGAUGAUGGCGCAGGUUGUGCAGCGAUGCUUGUAGAAUUGCAUCAGCAACGUGGUUACUCCAAUGAAGUUGAUCUUUUUAUCGCUCAAGUUGUUCUGCAAUAUCUAUGUCUACACAAUGCGGCAACAGCACAAGAGGCCUUUGAUUCUUACACGUCGCAACACCCUAAAAUAAAUAGCGAGCCUCCAUAUCUGUUACCUCUAUUAAACUUUUUAUUUUUUCUUCUCAAAACCAUUCAACUCUCAUCACUCGCAGGAUUUACGGUCUUGUGUGAACAAUAUCAGUUGAGUUUAAAUAGAGAUCCUAGUUACCGUACAUACCUCGAUAAAAUAGCCCAGUUAUUUUUCGACGUUCCUGCACCACGUCCACGACGACAGGGACUGUUUGGCAGCAUUCUUCAGUCGCUUUUUAAUGGGCUUGAGGAUGAUGAGUCAGAUGCCGAGGAACAGACUUCAAGGCAAGCUAGCAAUAAUGCCUCGACAUCACACGCCAUACAAGAGCUUGACUGAUUCUCCCAUCAGCGACAGUGUAAUAUAGUUGAUUAACAACUUAAUCAUAAACAUAAAUAUCGUGUUACUAAUUCCAAAAAGUCAUAUUUUUGUAUGCCCUUUUGGCUUUAGGAAACUCUAAAGCCAAGGGCUUAUUUUUUUUAUCAAUCGUUUUGUAGAUUUAUUUUAAAGCCAAAAAUUUUGAAAGUUAAAAGGACGCAUAAUUUUUUCCACAAAUCAAUUUUUAAAAAAAUGCACACUUAGAAAAUUAAAAAAACUACACGUGCAAUUUUUUCAAAUAUUUUUUUUUAUUUAUUUAUUGUUUUAAAAAAAAAUUCAAAAGUUAUUAGACGUCGGCUAACUUCAGUAUCAUGUGUAAUUUAAAUUGAACGUCUUUUUGGUUUUCAUUUUUUUGGCUUCAAAAUAAAUCUACAGAACGAUUUAUAUAUAUAUAAAUAUAUGUCCUUGAGGAAUUAGUAAUGCGAUAUAUUAUACUUGGUUUGUAUAAACAAAAAUUUAUAAACUCAUAUGAGUUAUUUAUGAUAACGUGCACUUUGUUUUAAUGCAUAGACACAAAAAAUAAAAAUUUUAAAAGUAAUAAAGGAUUAUAUCCUGCUGGUCUGACCGAGAGUAAGAUAAUUCUCGGGUGCUAUUGAUAAUUACUAAUUUAAUUAAUUAAUUCAUUAAUAUUUUUUUUCUUAUAUUAAAUUAAUUAACUCUUUUUCCUCUUCUACGUUUGUUACAGACUGUUUUGAUUUAAGCGUAAACUUUAUUUAUGAAAGUAAGAGUUGACUUGGAUGUAUUUUUUUUUUUUUUCUAUUGGUAAUUAUUAUUUAAAGACUUAGAUCAUGAGUCGUGGAGGAUUAAUGCAAUGUACAAAUAAAUAUGUGGAUUUAGUAACUUGUAAUUACAUAUAUCAGUUAACGUAAAUACUUAUUAGUUAAAAAAAAAAUCAACAGUGAAGAUGAUGAUAAAAAUUUUUUUUUUGUAAUUUAGCCGCGAAAAAAAUAUUUGUUUAAAUUUAGGGAAAAUAAAAUUUUUCUAUCUAUCACAUAUAUUUAAAAAAAAAAUAUGUAAGUACACAAAAAUAAAAUAGGAGUAUCAGAUUUAAUAAAAUCUUCCUUAUGUAAGAACGAGA
Messenger RNA from Microplitis demolitor, 2394 nucleotides. RefSeq names its product Golgi to ER traffic protein 4 homolog. Gene Ontology annotation, cellular component: cytosol; BAT3 complex. The transcript has 6 exons. Bases 303 to 1277 code for a protein of 324 amino acids. Lineage: Eukaryota; Metazoa; Arthropoda; Insecta; Hymenoptera; Braconidae. Gene Ontology annotation, biological process: protein insertion into ER membrane. The record is from RefSeq and is a predicted model, not a curated record. Gene Ontology annotation, molecular function: protein binding.